AUGAAAGACUUGUUAUUGGCCUAUAUUUGUUGGAUGGCAGGUUGUGUGGGAGUGUGUGGCUUGCAUCGUUUCUAUCUCAAUUCCCCACUCUUGGGUUUGAUUUACUUGUUGAGUUUGGGUUUACUCGGAAUGGGUCAAUUAUUGGAUGUGUUUUUCAUUCCGAGUUUAGUCGAGUCGUGUAAUCGAGGUCGACUCUUCUAUUAUGCAUCAUCAUCAUCAAACACCAACACCGCUACCACAGACACUACUGGACCACAUUAUUAUUCUUUAGGAAAUCAUGGAGGAAUGAAUUUGGGACUCGGAGGAUUGACCUUUUCAUUUGGAGGUAGUGGUGGUGGUGGUGGUCAUCAUCCCUAUUCCAAUCGGAACUUCGAUGAUAUGCAUCAGAAUGCUCCGUCCUAUGUUCCACCACCUCCUCCUCCGACUACUACCUCUUCUCAACAGUCAGCAACCUCCGGAGAUGGAAAUGAAACUGAACCACCACCACCUCAAGAAUAUAUUCCUCCAACGGCCAAUCCAUUUAUUCAUUUCAAUUCAUCGAAUCAUGAAGGAAUCUCUUUGGUGGUGAAUGGUCAAACGGUGGAUUUAUCCCAAGGAGGAACUUUCUUUAUCGAUGAAAAUGGAACGAUUGAAGGAGGUGUCGGUGUUGACGACGAUGAUUUUGACACUGGAUACACAAACAAUCAAAUAUUUGAGGAUCAAGCUCGCAGGAAUCGUGAGCAUUUGGAUCGAUUGAAUCGACAACGUGUGAUGGAACAAAAUCAGAGAGCCAUGGAAAAUCAACAACGAAUGACUCGAGAGGCCAAUCAGAGACAUUUUGAAACUAUGAGGCGAGUGAAUGACAUGAAUAUGCAGAGUAUUCGUCGAAUGAAUGAACAAAAUCGAAAUAUGAUGUUUCAACAAAAUCAGAGAAUGCAAUUCCAGAAUAAUUUGAAUCAAACGAUGAGAAUGAAUCAAAUGAACAAUUUUAACACUUUCAAAAGAAGGUAA
Molecule: messenger RNA, 990 nt
Organism: Naegleria fowleri
Lineage: Eukaryota; Heterolobosea; Eutetramitea; Acrasida; Naegleriidae
Exons: 2
Coding region: 1-990 (329 amino acids)
Biological process (GO): endocytosis
Cellular component (GO): plasma membrane; early endosome
Source: RefSeq, a predicted model, not a curated record